AUGCAGCCUUAUAUUUCUCAUAUUGUUGACGUUGAACCUGACGGUCACUGUGGAUUUAGGGCGAUAGCCGCACUAAUCGGAUAUGGUGAAGAAGGUUGGAUUCAAGUACGAUAUGAUCUUAUGGAGGAGAUUCAACAAAAUAAGCGUCAAUAUGAUCAACUUUAUCCAGAUCGGGAAAUGGCAGAUAAUCUAUUAGUUUUAUUAAAAUAUUUCGAGCAACCGGCACCUGAGAGGUAUUGGAUGGACUGUAUGACUUUAGGAAUUGUCAUCGCAUCAAGGUACAACCUUGUACUACAUACAUUUGGUGAGAAUAAUUGUAGUUGUUUUACUCACUUACCAUUAAGGUCUCCUCCAGUUCCAGACCUAGAGCGCCGAGAAAUAGCUAUCGCCCUUGUUGGCCAACACUUUGUGCAAGUUUUUUUACACCCUCAUUAUCCUGUACCACCCUUUCCAAUGUGGUGGUGUAAUCAUUCAUCUGACGAAGCUAAAGGAUGGGCAACUAGUUAUAUAACACGUGCUAAUUUGUGGUACGAAAUAACGGGUACAGGACCUAACGGCGGUGCUGAAUUUGGAGGAAAUAUCGAUUAG
Molecule: messenger RNA, 588 nt
Organism: Impatiens glandulifera
Lineage: Eukaryota; Viridiplantae; Streptophyta; Magnoliopsida; Ericales; Balsaminaceae
Exons: 1
Coding region: 1-588 (195 amino acids)
Source: RefSeq, a predicted model, not a curated record